AUGUUGAUCAGUGGUAGCAGCAUUAGUAACAGCAGGCAUGUUUGUAAUGUCUUGAAAUAUUAUCUAUCAGCUGAACUUCUUGUACCAACAUCAACAACACCACCAACAACUCAAAAAUCGGCAUCAUAUUAUGAUACAACAACAUCAUCAAAGUAUUAUCAACAUCAUCAACAAUACACAUGUACAUACAACAAAUAUAAUAUAAACUAUAAUAAUAAUAACAACUAUACACUUUUACAACCAACUCAUUUAAACCAUCAUGGUGGUGUGUUAAAGUAUUAUUGUACAGUUGUUAAACAACAACAACAACAAGAUCCAAUCAUAUCAAAGAAAGUAUCACCCAUUAGACCAAUCAGUCAUACUAUUUACAAUGAUCCAGUUGAAUCAAUCUAUGAUGCAAUGACAAAAGAAGAGUUUGAGAAACACCUCUCUGCCAAGUUUAUGAUGAGUGGAUUCCAACCUAAACUACUUCUAAGUACAAUACAAAGUGAUACAAUGUAUCAAUCACCAACGAUUCUAUAUAUGGUUUGGCAAUGGUGUGAUAAAUUACACUCCUAUAAAACAAUAGAUAUCUUUAACUAUAUAUUGACGUUUCUACGUAAGAACACCAUUGGAAAGAGUGGACUAUUUCAAGAGAUGGCAAAUGUACUCUUGAGGGAAAAGUAUGCACCCAUUGUAAAGAUUGACACAAUCAAUAUUAUACUGGGAUACUACAACGACAUUGAAGAUCACGCGAGUGUACAUCGAAUUGUAUUCAUGUUGACAAACUAUCGAAAAAGACUGGGAUUUGAUAACGACACUUAUAUUGAAUUUAUCAGACUAUGGGAAAACGAUCGUACAAAGCUUGAACAAUUACGACUCAAGAUUGAAAAUAGACCGGUUCAACGAAGCGAUGUUUUAAACGCUCAUCUUAUUCGUGCCAUUAUUUUAAAUGGAGACUACAAGGCUGGUAUGCGUAUCUUUGGUCGAUUGGAAGACCCACCCAACGCAGUGGUGUUUGAUGCCAUACUAGUAUCGUUGGCAUCGAUCAAUCAAUUUGACCUUUUUGAACGGUACUGGAAGAAAAUGGAGGAGAUGGGUGUCGAACCGCUGCCUCAAACCAUUGCCGUCUCAAUCAUGAAACAUGGUCAAUUCCUCGGGUCGGACCAAUUCAACCAAUUUUACAAUCUCAUUCAAGAGCGGUACACUCACCUGGUAGUACACCCCGAGGUGUUGGCAUCAUUCAUUCACACCCUUGCCUAUGAAAGUCAUUCGUACGACUAUAUCGAAAUGUUUCUCAAUCGACUACAGGAAAUGGAUCUUUGUACACCAGAACUUUGUUGCAAUACCCUCUCUAUCGUCGUUACCUAUGGUUAUGCAUCGGUUGUUGAAAAGUGUUGUAACGAUAUUUACAAUAGAAUAUUUAAAUUUGCAUUUGAUGAAAACUUGAAAAAAUAUAUAAAUCAACAUCAACAAUUACAAUUUGAUCAACCAACAAUCUAUAAUAAUAAUAAUAAUAAUCAACAACAACAAAAUAACAGUCAAAAUAAUCAAGAUCCAAAUAUAUAUAGUAAUAGAUUAAAUAAUAAUCAAAAUCAAAAUAAUAUAGCAAUGGAAAUAGAACCAAAAGUACCAAUAAUGGUAUUUGAAAGAUUGAUUUGGGCAUCGAUUAGUUUAAAUAAUUUGGAUAUGGUUAGAAAAUGGUGGACUGCAAUGAUGCAUCAAAUUUGGCCGUUGGCUAUUAAACCUCCCAAGGUUAUCUAUUCAAAUUUGAUGCGAUACUAUUUGACACGUGGAACAAAGAGAGAAUUGGACACACUUAUUCGAACGUUGCUCAUCUUUGAUAUGGGUGUUUCAUUGGACCAAGCAAUGGGACAAGACCAAAUUCCAAACACCAAGAAACUGAUCGCCACUGGAAACGAACCAUACGAACAGAUUGCAGACACUAUCGUCUAUUUUGAGAUCUAUGCCGAGGAACAGCACCGUUGGGGUACGCAACUGUGCACUAGCUAUGUCACGCAACUCGAACAACUAAAGACCAAACACGCCAUACGACAAGCUUACAAUCGAAUCAUCCACAACUAUCUCUUGAUAGGUCGUUUGGAAGAUGCUGAGCGAUGGUUCAGCAAACUCGAACAAAACCACACACCAACAGCCUCUCCCUAUCUCUGGUUCAUCGUCUAUCACACUUUUAGACGCCAGGGCAGACUGGCAGCAGAGUGGGAGAAAAAAUUGAAAAGGAGUGGUGCUUACAACGAGGGCACCUCCGAAGUGCAAAGAAACAAAGUCUAUGACUAUUAUAGAAAACACUGUAACUUUUCACUCUCAAAACCAAUGACGACAGCUUUACAUUCUACUCCUUAUUUCAUAUAA
Messenger RNA from Cavenderia fasciculata, 2352 nucleotides. RefSeq lists its product as uncharacterized. Lineage: Eukaryota; Evosea; Eumycetozoa; Acytosteliales; Cavenderiaceae. The transcript has 2 exons. Gene Ontology annotation, molecular function: protein binding. The record is from RefSeq and is a predicted model, not a curated record. The coding region runs from base 1 to 2352 and encodes 783 amino acids.